UACGACACAGCCUGUUCCUUACGGGAAGUGGGCGGAUCUCAACUAGAAGGACUGGAAGGGACGUGACAAACACGGUGGCUACAAGUAGGGCAUGUUUUUUCUUAACUGGUCGAUUUCUGAAGCUCCUGUUUAGCAGCGGGGCUGUCGUCAUGAUGUCUUCGAUGGUGCUCCAGUUGUUUGGACUGGCUUUCGUCACCUCAGUGCUCCAUGCAAAACACGAAUUUAGCACCCACCUGGUGACUGCUCCUCAUGUUCCAGUGGUGGAGAUCGGUACUAACUUCACGGCUACAUGCGCGAUCGUCAACACAGUUGAAGCCACUGCCGACAGUCUCUACUGGAAUCUAUCAGAAUCAUCCGUUGUACCUGAAAAGAACUACGUCAAGAUCAAUGAAUCAGCAUUAGCUGUGACCAUCCUCAUCAGCGGUGAAGAAUCUGAAUGGCUUUUCUGUAUGUGCAAGAAAAAGUCCCCCUACGUUUCUCUGAAUAAAAGCAAAUUUAUUCAUGGGAUCUACCUGAAGAAAGCCUAUCCACCUCGGAGAGUGGAGAACUUGUACUGUGUGGCAGAGCAGGUUGGGAAAUUGGUCUCCAACAAUUUAAACUGCAAGUGGGACGUGGUUGGUGGUCAGACUGAAGAUGUCAAAACAAACUACACAGUGAUGGUGCAAUUUGAUGUCUCCAGGUCAAGCACAUACAGAAGCAGCCCAACAUUCCUCAACACAACCUUGGUGGAUCUGGAAGUCUUCCCCCAUUACAUGCCACUGGAUGUUUGGGUGGUGGCUCGUAAUUUACUGGGAACAGUGGAGUCUGAGCAUCUGAAACAGGACGCCAAUGAGUUUGUGAAAACACAUCCUCCAUCCAAAGUGACUGUGAUUCCAGAGGAGCCUUUCCCUAACUCCCUUUUAAUUAAGUGGCAGCCUCCUAUUGAUGAAAUACAAGUAAAACUGACUUAUCAAAUCCGAUACUGCCAAAGUGGAUCCCAUACCUGGAGCUAUGUAAGUAUACCUCUUGGAGACACCGACAAGGUCAUGACUUCCUUCAGACUGCAGAAUCUUCAGCCAUACAGCGCUUAUGUCAUUCAGAUGCGCUGCAGAAAUCGAGACGGGAACUCGGGUCACUGGAGUAACUGGAGUGUCAAUGAAACUAAGACAACACCAGAGGAUCGACCUAGAAGUAAACCAGAUUUGUGGCAGUUGUCAGGGGGUGACCAUGGUGAAGAAGUGCAGAUCAUUUGUAAGGAUCCCAAGCAUGCCAAUGGAAGGAUAACGUCAUUCAGCUUAAUUCCCUACACCAAGAAUGGACCUUUGGAGCAGGAGAUCAUCCCGGCUGACCAGAACCAGAACUCCAGUGAGAGCAGAGUCAUUCUGCUCAAGAAGAUUUCCUUGGCUGAUAAACAGCUUGUAAAGGUUUGUGUGAAUGCCAACAAUUCCAAGGGGACUUCUCCAGAGGCGUGUUUGGGCAUCCCUGUCAGAUCAUCUGAACGACCAAAGUUGGAAGAGCUGAAGGUGUGGACCCAGGAGGGUCAGAUGUUUGUGGAAUGGAAACGGCCAAAUAACACCGCUGUAACUGAAUAUGUAGUUGAGUGGGCAAGGCCUGGAAAAACAGACUGGCAGAGAGAAAACAAAACCACCACGAGGACCGCAAUUAAAGGGAGCCUUGAGAAGUUUGUUCGCUACAACGUGUCAGUUUAUGUCAGUCAGUCUGGAAGGAUCAGGAAGCUGGUUCAUAAAGAAGCCUAUCUGGAGCAAGGAGCUCCAGACCAAGGCCCUACUAUUAGCAAGAGCUACCCAGCAUACGAUAAUGCUCGGCUGGUGUGGGAUGAGAUUCCACGGGACAAGAGGCGGGGCUUCAUCACAAACUACAACAUAUCCUACAGAAAGGAGAACGAGGCCCCGAAAUCGAUUCCUGUUCCAGCUAACAAAACCUCCUACACGCUGACUGAACUGCUGGGCAACACCAAGUAUGAAGUCUGGAUCAGCGCUUCAACCGUGGCAGGCUCAAAAAACAGCAACCCUCACUCCUUCACCACACUGAGAUAUGCUCCAGGAACGAUUGAAGGCAUCGUUGUGGGAGUCAGCCUGGGCUUCCUGUUCGUCGUUCUCAUGGCUCUCCUGCUGUGCUUCCUGAAGAAGGAUGUAUUAAAGGAGAACUUCUGGCCCCAGAUUCCCAACCCUGGAGAGAGCACCAUUGGAAACUGGUCUCCUGAUUAUCCUCCAAAGGAAGAGACCCCAAAGGAGAACUGUGUGUCUGGUGUGUCUGUGCUUGAUGUUGGGGUGUGUGAGGUAAAGCUUGGCUUUGAAGAGGACAAGACCAGUCUGUCCCUGAAGAAGGGCAAAUACCUGUCUGAGGAGCACAGCAGCGGGAUCGGCGGCUCCUCCUGCAUGUCCUCACCGCGCCAGAGCGUUUCCGACAGCGACGAGGGCCCUGACCUCGCUGACUCCACGGCCAGCACCGUUCAGUACUCCUCUGUUGUGGCAUCCAGCGGUUACAAGGGCCAGACACCCAGCUCCCAUUCGCAGCAUUCCAUCUUUUCGCGGUCCGAGUCCACGCAGCCACUGCUGGACUCAGAGGAGCACCCAGACGUGUCGCUGCAGGAGGGAUGCAGGCAGGUCCAGCCUCCUGCCAGGCCGUCACUGUUUACUGGUGCAGAGAACCAAAACAGCAGGGAGUCUGAUGACUUCAGGCUGCUGGGGGUGGAGCAUCAUGACUUCUGUCCCCUCAGAGAGGACACUGAGCUGACCACUGAGCCAGACAGCCUGUCUGCUGACACAGAGUCAGCAGCAGUGUCCAGCUACAUGCCACAGCUGGGAGGUUACAGACCGCAGUAAGAACAUGUCGCACUGUAUCGUUUUAUUUUAUUUUAAGCCUUUGACACAAUGAUUUUAAAAUUGUCUCACUCAUUUCCGCUUCAGCGCAUGUUUACAUGUGCGGCUGUAUAAUUCUUUGUAAAGUAUUAUGUGAAUGACAGACUGUAGCAGUAAUGCUUGGCGGCCAGAGUGUACCUCUCUGUUCCUCACCAGACUGAUGGACCUGCAAGCUUUGAGUUCUAACUGCCAAGACCUUCAGACUGAAUUUAUCUUCUCAGAACAUUCACGGAUGAAGAUUUUGUCAAGUAUUUUCUGCUGAGAGUUAAAGUUGCCUGGUAGCGUAGCAGUUAACUAACUCAAUCUGAAAACUGAUUUAACAAGGCUGUCCCACAUAUCAAACAUGUGACCUGUGGAAGGACGGAGGCUCACUGUCAGGUCUGCCUCCUUAGUAAGUACUCUCAACAUUUCUUGCAGAGGGUGUGAGCCCUUAGAUAAAACACACUGUCAUCAGCAUGUUUGCAGAUAAUUAGUCAUUUUCUACAGUAGAUUGCAGGACCACAGGAAGAUGGAAGAGAAACUGUCUUUACAGUCAGCUUGUUCUGAGCUGCAGGCUGAUGUCCAGAGGAACAGAAACCUGUUCCUGAGAGCAGAUUGCUGUGAAAGUGGUCUGCAGCUUGUCUGUAGCACCAGAACUCAAAUGGAGGCUCUUCAGGGCAGAGUGUCCCCUCAGAGAGGACACUGAGCUGACCACCGAGCCAUUAUUGUUUUUGGAAACAAAAAUGGUAUUAGGUGAUAUGAAACUGACAAAUAUAUUACAGAAAGAAUGUGGUGCUUUUUUAUCACGCGACGCCAGUUAGAGUGGAGAUGUGUUACUUUGAUAUUGUAAUAGAAACAGAACUACUGCUUUUUGGAUCUCUCCAAAAAGUGCUAUUUAUGGCCCAACAAGUUUGUUACUGACAGAAAAGUGCUGAGUGGACAUAUGUCUCCACUUCUGCUUUAUAGCCAUUGCUAUUUUUUCUUUUCUCGUCUUAUUACCUCAAUUCUGGCUCUACAUAGUUCAUCCUGUGUUCAUUUCAGUUCAGUUUCUUUAUAGAACAACAAUUCACAACGUGUUCUCUCAAUGAACUGGUUCAGUUAAUAUCCAAUUCAGUUUAGCUCCAAUCCAUUUCUUUCAGUUUUCUCAUUUCAGUUCUAGAUUAAGACAUGCUGUACACACUGACGUGUUGAGGUGACAUAUAGCUGAACCUGGUGAAGAGUUUGGCUCUGUGGGAUGGAAAGCUCAGUUUGGGUUUGUCCUUCCUCUUCUUGUUCUGUGCAUUCAGUUCUGCAGAAAUGGGAUGUGCAUUGCUAGGCAUUAUCAUUUAUUACAUAAUGUAUUUUUUUUAGCUUUAGUAUAUAUGCUGCACUUGAAUGUAACCAAGAUAUCUUUGUUAAACUUAACCUGUACUGUGUAUCAAUAAAGUUUCUUUGAGAUGCCUUACAAA
Molecule: messenger RNA, 4288 nt
Organism: Gambusia affinis (western mosquitofish)
Lineage: Eukaryota; Metazoa; Chordata; Actinopteri; Cyprinodontiformes; Poeciliidae
Gene: il6st
Product: interleukin 6 cytokine family signal transduce
Exons: 16
Coding region: 150-2825 (891 amino acids)
Biological process (GO): cytokine-mediated signaling pathway
Cellular component (GO): membrane; signaling receptor complex; external side of plasma membrane
Molecular function (GO): cytokine receptor activity; cytokine binding
Source: RefSeq, a predicted model, not a curated record